Molecule: messenger RNA, 933 nt
Organism: Colletotrichum fioriniae
Lineage: Eukaryota; Fungi; Ascomycota; Sordariomycetes; Glomerellales; Glomerellaceae
Source: RefSeq, a predicted model, not a curated record
AUGUAUUACCUCGGAUCGAACAAGAACGAGACGUCAGAUUCGCAGAGGCUGAAGGAGUUGAAGUAUGCCGUCAUUCUUCCGACAUUUAGUGGACACAUGCCGCUGGCGAUGGAGUUCCUGCAGUCUUAUAUGUGCCUUUGUACAGAUCAGUCGAAAAUCGAUUUCCACGUCGUCGUGUCAGACUCGAACGAGGUUGUAAUGUUUCAAGAUGCAAUGAAGAAGUUGAAGUCCUGUGGGCCAACCUACAGUAUUUUCCCGACGCCAGUGAUGAACAUUCACGGGCCGAAACCGAAAAUCAACAUCAUCAACAUGUUCGACAUUCUGCCCCCUGUAUUUCAUUCCAUGACGACCGGGAAAAUCACGGGCGAUGAUACGUCGGCACUUCUUAAAGAACGUGGAAAGUACCAAUAUCAGACAAUCAAAAAGAUGUCAGCAGCGCUGGAGCUUGAGUAUGACUACGCGCUCUGGCUGGACUCUGAGGCUAUUGCAGUGCAGCCGUUCAGCAUGCGUCAAACCUUUGAUGCUUAUGUCAAGGCACCCACAAUCUGGAGGUCAAGAAUGACCAACGACGAUUUCAUGCGGAGACUUAUCGGCGCCGCUGCAAACGUUCUAGAUCGAUCUAUGGACUCAUUCGGACCCGCCUUUUGGAACCUGGAGAGUGUGGAAUGGAUUUUUGAGAAGGAUAUGAUCAAGGAUCUGGUUCAGUAUGUUGAGAAGGUUCACAAGCAAGACUUCUGGACUGCGUGGGUUACGCAUGGCGGACCGUUCGAGGUGAACCUUCUCAACAUGCAUAUCCAAGCACGAAAGCUGGAGACGACGAACCCCCUGUUCACCAAAUACCGAAUCAUCGAGACUGAGCGAGAGAUGCAGAAGUACGGCAUGGGUAAGUCAUCGAUCUCAAUUGUGUUUCAGCCAGCUAUCAUCUAUGACUGA